GACCGACCCUCCAAACCGCAAUAAUAAUUCCUCCGCGUUCCGAAUUCAGAGUUUUCCUUAUCGUUCUUUAGAAUUCCUUUCACCCAAGGUCGUGCGUUGUCUUCGGCCUGAGCUUGGGUUCCAGAGCGAUAUCCGACGAUGUUCUCCGGAAGGUGCUUCCGAAUAUUGGCAGUAGUUUUCUCAUUUGUCGUGACCGUUCGUCCAGCUUCAGUCGCGAACAACCGACCCGUCGUCGGGAUCGUCGCCGAGGACUACUAUGGACGUAUCCCAGGGAAAUCGACCUACAUCGCUGCAUCGUACGUCAAAUGGGCCGAAGCUGCUGGGGCACGAGUGCUCCCGAUUUUUAUCAACCAAACGGAGGAGUACUACGAUCGAGUUCUCGGUCUUGUCAACGGAGUGAUAUUCCCAGGUGGCGCUGUCCACAUCGAUAAGGACACGGGAUAUGGUAACAGCGGCCGAUUGAUAUACAAGAAAAUUCAUCAACGAAAUCUCGACGGAUACCUACCUCUGUGGGGAACGUGUUUAGGCAUGGAAUUGGUCAUCUACGCUCAUUUGAAUCGGAAUGAUCCCCGAACCAGAUGUGCUAUGCAGGAUAAGGCCCUGUCUCUCCAGCUUGGCGAGACUCAUGGAAGAUUAUUGGGCUCUGCACCGGAAAACAUAAUCCAGAAACUCACCACGGAACCUGUGAAUAUCCAUUACCACAGUUGGUGCCUGACUUCGAAAAACUUCAGAGCCUUCAAUUUAGACAGUGAUUUUAGCGCCCUAGCCUUCAAUAAUGACUCCGAAGGCAGGAAAUUCGUGUCCGUACUGGAGCACAAGUAUAUGCCAAUCUACCUGACACAAUUUCACCCUGAGAAGCCACAGUUCGAAUGGGUCGAUAACUUGAAGCAUCACAACAUUCCACAUUCAAGCUCGGCUAUCGCAGUAGGCCAAUUCUUCGCGAACUUCUUCAUCGAUGAAUGUCGCAAAAACAAAGCUCAGUUCCCUGCGGAAAACAAUGGAGAGCUCAUCUAUGCGUACCCGGUUUCCAACACCGGAGCGAUCUCGAUAUAUGAGCAGAGCUAUCUUUUCGAUUGAAGUGGCACCUCCCGCCUCGAAUCGGGAUUUCGACACCUGGGAAUCAUUCCACAAGAUCAAUGAAUCAUGAAUGAAUAAUUGAUGGCGGAAUCAUAUUCGGAUUUCCCUUCCACGCGAGAGAAAUCGGUUUUCCUUCCGCGGCGCUUGCCCUAAUGAAGGUCAUCUUCUGAACAGGGCGGGACACAUAUUCCUCUUGGUUGUCAACCGCAGCUCAUCGAGUACAUCAUACUGAUAUUCCUCGAUGCGCGAUUUUUUCGUACUGAUGGAUGCGAUAUAAUGAUAAAGCGAUUGAUUGUGAGACGAAAAGACC
Galendromus occidentalis (western predatory mite) is the source of this 1387-nucleotide messenger RNA. Its product is annotated as gamma-glutamyl hydrolase A. The record is from RefSeq and is a predicted model, not a curated record. The transcript is spliced from 5 exons. The coding region runs from base 139 to 1077 and encodes 312 amino acids. NCBI's taxonomy places the organism in Eukaryota, Metazoa, Arthropoda, Arachnida, Mesostigmata, Phytoseiidae. Gene Ontology annotation, biological process: tetrahydrofolylpolyglutamate metabolic process. Gene Ontology annotation, cellular component: vacuole. Gene Ontology annotation, molecular function: gamma-glutamyl-peptidase activity.